UCAGCUCGGUGUUUGGACACGCAGGUCACAACAUUUGUAAAGAUCACUGGAAAAACGUCACAUGACAUCUCUGAAUCGUCUCUACUUCUGAGGUCAUCAGAAGAGCAACCAAUAACAAUCGACUGUAUCAACAGAUGUCGCUCCUCAUUGGACUGUCAAGCGGUUGUUGUAGAUUAUGAAAAAAACGCAUGUUUUAAUUCGACGGCACAUGCAAAUAGAUACGGAAAUACUGUCUCUGAAAAAAUUAAUUAUUUUGAAAAAAUAUGCCUCCAAGUAGCGGGAUGCAACCGAAUUUGGACGUUGGAAGAAGUGAGGGGGAGAGAGCUGGUUGGGAUGGACGAUCGUGUAAUAGAAGCAGUAGCCACCAAACUGAGAUGUCAAGAACUCUGUCUUCAAGAGAGAGAAUUUCGCUGUCAUUCAGGGGAGUACGACCAUAUUCUCCUUCAGUGUCGUCUAAGUGUAGUAGACAGACGCCAAAGGCCAUCAUCCUUUAAGCCAGCUAAUGACAGUGUUUACUACUUUGAUAACCUGUGUGUUAAACGCACAACAGACCAAUGUAGCUACAGAGAGCAUGAAGACCUGGACAUAGAUCGGCAUGACCUACUUCUCUUAGCUUUCACUGUUGAUCAGUGUCAGGCACUAUGUGAUGGGAAUAGGGAGUUCUUAUGCAGAUCAUUCACGUUUCUCAGUUCUGCUGCUAGGUGUUGGCUAAGUGGAGAUGACACUUUUAGCAUCACUGAAAAAACCCACCUGGUGUCUUAUUCCGGGAGACAUUUGUACGAUCGUACUGAUUGUAUGAGAAUAACACUUUCCUGUAGCCAGGAUACAAUGACACUACAUGUAGAAACACAGGAACCGUUUAAAGGGAAAAUAUUCUCCCAGUCAAAACCAAGAACUUGUAAAUACUAUGGGCAAGGACAGAGAAAUACAUCGUUCUCCAUGCCUCUACAACUUCCGAAAUGUGGCAUUACAAAAGAGGAUCAGCAGAGUUUCAUCAACACUUUGGUUGUUCAGGAACAUCCCAUCAUCCAGCGAAAGGUUGAUCACGUGAUCCUUCUACGAUGCAUCAUUAACACCAAGAAUAACACUGUGAUAGGCACCACUAACAUCACUGUACGUGGUGGUUCAACUCCUUCUUCUGUAGUCAACGCCACAGCACCAUCACCUUACAUUCGUCUGAAGAUAACAGACAGCAGUAACCAGGAAAUUACAGGAACAAAGCUAGGGGAAGAUCUUUCUUUUCAGAUUGAGACCAACAAUGACAGUAUAUUUGAUAUCUCUGCUAGAGAGCUUGUAGCAAGAAAUGGCAGGAGUGAUGAAUUUAUUACACUCUUGGAUGACAGAGGGUGUCCUAUUGAUCCCAAAAUUUUCCCAAUUCUGGAGAGAGUGCCAAAUACCAAAAUACUCCAAGGAAACUUCGAAGCCUUCAAGUUUACAGAGGACAUGGUUGUACGUUUCCAGGUGAAAGUUCACUUCUGUGUAGAUCAAUGUGAGGUCGUGUCAUGUGGUCCAAACAGAAAACGAAGACAAGUUCAGGAUACUGUUAUCUUUCCUGAUUUCCCAUUACAGAAAGAGAUAAUUGUGGAGGGUAUCACUGUUGUUAAGCUUAAUAAAGAAGACAAGUAUAACGUAACAGUUCAAGAUAAAGGUGUUGUAUGUACCAGUAAGAGAGUGGUGGCUGGAAUUACUGUUGGGUUAGUCCUGCUCCUUGUGGCCGUCCUAGGAAUAUGCCUUGGGUGUUUCAUCCUGAAGAAGUCGAUUAAAAAACAAACCUUACUAGCACGUUCUGAAAAGUAA
Molecule: messenger RNA, 1797 nt
Organism: Limulus polyphemus (Atlantic horseshoe crab)
Lineage: Eukaryota; Metazoa; Arthropoda; Merostomata; Xiphosura; Limulidae
Product: EGF-like domain-containing protein 2
Exons: 9
Source: RefSeq, a predicted model, not a curated record